AGCGGAAGUGACGAAUGAACGGGAGCAAAACAAGCACAUGUGAGCCUCACAUCGUGGAAAACCGAAGUCACUCGCAUAAAGUUCACUGUCGGCGUGACAUAAGGUCUUGAGGAAUGAAUGAAUCUGGACAUUACCCUCCGCCGGACUUCGGCAGUCCAACGCCGAGCUUCAUCCAGCAGCAGUCCCGUUCUAGCAGCUUCCACCCCGGCAUGUGGAGUUGGAACGAGACGCCCUCUGAGCUCAACUGCUGGGGCCACGGAGACCAGGCAGGGUGGCACCACGGUACACCAGGUCCAGCAAACAACCGACCUAAACGCCCAUAUGGUCAAAACUGUGGUGGUGAAUGGCAUCAUGGUGGGAGACAGAACCACGGACCCCCCAGCAACUCCGGAAAUAAGCAGAGAAAUAAAAAAGAACCAGAGUAUUCCCAUUUCUGUGACACCUGUGACCGCGGUUUCAAAAACCAGGACAAGUAUGAUGAACACAUGUCUCAACACGUCAAGUGUUCUGUGGCAGACUGCAGCUUUACAGCUCAUGAGAAGAUCGUCAGCAUCCACUGGAAAAAUAAUCAUGCACCAGGAACAAAAAGAAUCAAGCUGGACACACCAGAGGAGAUUGCAAAAUGGAGACAAGAGAGACGCAAAAACUUCCCAACACUUCAGAAUAUUGAGAAGAAGAAGAAAGUGAUGGAGGUGCGUCAUGAGACGGGAAGUGUUCUAGAAACAGCUGAGUUUGGGCGAAUGAGAGGCAGAGGUUGGGGCCGAGGACGUGGUCGGGGACGAGGACGAGGACGAGGUCGCGGCUGGGGUAAUAGAGGGUUCCAGGAACAAAACCAUCAAGGCCCUCUCCCGGCAGACAGCACUGCUACACAGAGACCUCCACCACUCUCCAAACCUUGCAAGGACCAGGAUCCCUUAGGGGCACUGGUUAGCAGUGACCAUGAUUCUGACAGAGAGGAUCCAGCUGCUGAGUCCAGGGUCGGUGGCCUGAUUGUGGCGCCCAAACAGAUGAGCUCUGCUCUAGGCUCCUUGGUGGCAAACUAUGGCUCCUCAAGUGAGAGUGAUGGAGAACCAGAGACCUGCCCUAUUCAAAAAGCCAAAGACCUUCUGCAGGAGAACCAGGUUCUACUGAGCACAAAACCAAUGAACCCCCAGGAAAGAGGGCCAAGUAUGAACAUGAACGCAUCUUCACACAAAAUGGAGAUGAGCACAGUCCCUCAGCUAGACUCUGCUCUAAACCAACAAAACGGCUGGAGAGGACGAGGGGGAAACAGAGGGAACAGAGGGAAAAGAGGGGGAAGAGGUGGAAGAUACCAAGACACGGCACAGAAACGCCGUCCCACUCUACUUGAGAUGUUACUUGCCCCAGAUAUCCGCCAUGAGAGGAAUGUCCUCCUGCAGUGCGUGCGAUACGUUGUCCGCAAUAACUUCUUUGGUCUGGAGAGCAUCGCAACUGCAGCAGUACAUGAUGGGAGGCAGAAAAAGCCAUCGGAGGAAGUGAGGGCUACAUCCCAGUUUGAUUCUCCAGUUAACGGAGGGAGAAGCUCAACACAAAGUGGCACAGACAUGGACAAUCAGGACAAUGCAGGAACAAAUAAAUCUGCUUUACUCGCCAGGCUUCAAUCUGAGCAAUCAAAAGACUCGACAUCAAGUGAUGAGCAGUUUGGUGGAGACGUUGCGCCAAAUAAGACUGAAGAAGCAGCAGUGAUCGACUGUCAUAGUCUGCGCUUGAACGCCACAGAUGAAAUCACACCUGUCUCUAAUGUAUAUGAUGAUGAAAUAUGGGAAAGUGCUGUUGUGCUGUGAAAUGUAAACAAACUAUCUAUCAUAAAUUUAUUUUCUGUCCUAAAUGUCAGACUGAUAUUUUGUGUCAUGUUAAUGUGCUUCGGUCCACAAAAAUGUAUUUCAUGACCUAACUGUGCUGUUGAAUAUUAUGUACUCAUCAAAGCCAGUCUCUUUUUGUUUUGUAAAAUAAAUCGUUGUAAUCA
Solea solea (common sole) is the source of this 1987-nucleotide messenger RNA. RefSeq names its product nuclear FMR1 interacting protein 1 (gene nufip1). The record is from RefSeq and is a predicted model, not a curated record. Bases 114 to 1805 code for a protein of 563 amino acids. Lineage: Eukaryota; Metazoa; Chordata; Actinopteri; Pleuronectiformes; Soleidae. Gene Ontology annotation, molecular function: RNA binding. The transcript is spliced from 10 exons. Gene Ontology annotation, cellular component: nucleus. Gene Ontology annotation, biological process: box C/D snoRNP assembly.